Molecule: messenger RNA, 1009 nt
Organism: Electrophorus electricus (electric eel)
Lineage: Eukaryota; Metazoa; Chordata; Actinopteri; Gymnotiformes; Gymnotidae
Gene: ripply1
Product: ripply transcriptional repressor 1
Biological process (GO): embryonic pattern specification; negative regulation of transcription by RNA polymerase II
Cellular component (GO): nucleus
Source: RefSeq, a predicted model, not a curated record
UUCAACUCCUCGCCAUUCAUUCCGUUCACUCACUUGCAGUCGACGAUUCUUCGUGCCUGAACUAUAAAGGUGAAUAGCCACCUUAAGCGGACCAUCCGUUAGAGGAUCCAUUCGUUUCCUAUUUUGGACUACCAGAGGAAAGAAAUAUGAAUUUUGCUUGUCUCAUCGCCACCCAGACGCCUUUCGGCAAGGCACCGGCUUUUAUCUCGGCUGCGACAGACUCUCGAAUGCAACAAUCACACGUCGGCAGCCGCGCUGUCCUGUGGAGACCCUGGCUCGUGUCCAGUCAGGAUGCGCAAACUGGGUGCCGAAGACGCAAGCUCUCUUGUCCUUACUCCAGAGCUACAGUGCCAAGUAACACAACAGCAGAUGGCAAAACUCAGUCUUUCCAGCACCCUGUCAGACUUUUUUGGCCAAAGUCCAAGUCAUAUGACUACCUGUACAGUGAUGGCGAAGCACUGUUGAGGAACUUCCCAGUGCAGGCAACCAUCAGCUUCUAUGAUGAGUCUGACAGCGAGGAUGAGGAUGAGGAGCAGGAUGACUGGGCUGAAGAAGAGGACGCAGAUGACAAAGAGUGCCUCAAACCCCUUGGCCAUGUCACCACCUCCAACUGAAUUCACAGACUUAAUGAUAACAGCCUCCAGCAGACCCAAGACCUAUCACUCAUUCUGGCAGGUCUGCUCCAUCUCUUCACAGAUGAAACCUCUUGAUAGGGCAUGCCAUCCACAGGCUGCAUGGUUUGGGCAUCUUUCUUUUUUCUUGUAGCAGGAAUUCAAUUCAUGCAAUGCUAUUAAAAAAAAAAGUCCUUCUAACUAUCCUCCUCAUUGUAAUUUCCUCUGGGAAUUGAAUAAUGCCAAUCACACAGUCCCACAUUGGGAUGAAUGUGUUGUUUCCAAUCUCAGGGUCCUUUUUUCCCCCAUGUCCCUAAUUUAUGUUGUAUAUAUCCAUAUAUAUUUAUGUCCUAUUUUUUUACUUUUUGCAUUUGACACAGAAUAAACUAUAUGUGUAC